Molecule: messenger RNA, 4414 nt
Organism: Cryptococcus deneoformans JEC21
Lineage: Eukaryota; Fungi; Basidiomycota; Tremellomycetes; Tremellales; Cryptococcaceae
Exons: 5
Coding region: 241-4236 (1331 amino acids)
Molecular function (GO): guanyl-nucleotide exchange factor activity
Source: RefSeq, a predicted model, not a curated record
AUGAGGCCACAAGAGCACGAGACAGUCUAACAUCGCAGCGUAUUGCUUACACCGUCAGAAGGGGAAGAGAGAGGCACAAAUCUACACCAUGCGAGCAUCCCUGGGCCGCACUGCUGUCUGUUAUUGACGUCAACAAAGCAACAUUCCACACAUCUCUUUUUCACCAACAGUUUACAAACAACUCUUCUCCUGCCCUAAUAGCCAUCCCAAGGUUAGGUGGUCUAAUUCAACAACCAUACUAUGAGACUUGUCAAACGAAGAUCGAAAGCUAGUUUGCAAGAUGCCUCUCAGCUUGAUUCUUCGAAAACUGGACAAUCUUCCCCUUCUAUACUGUCGACCCAGUCGAAGGCUGCCGCAGGAUCCUCUUCAUCAUUUACUACCACCUCCUAUUCACCUUCAUCUACUCGCGCUUCGUCUCCAGUCGAGAAGAGGAACGCUUUGGGAAAGAAGAAACGAGAUAAAACAGGGGAAAACAGGUAUCCUCCAAGCUCAUUUGCCCAAGGACAUGGUUGGAAUUUUGGGAGAAUGAGAAGUUUCAAAGGACGGAAUAGGACCUCUAGCAAGGAAGUAACUAGCGAAAGCGAAGCCGAACUGGAUGUCAGCCUUAAAUGUCCAUGCAGUUUCUUGGAUUCCGCUGAGUCUACAAGCAGCGGCUCCCCUUUGCCGCCUCAGUGUGGAUCAACCCAUCAGCAUGUUCCUCCAGCAGUCUUUCCUUGGGACACCUCAUCCCCAGUUGCAGUAUCGCAAACACCCUCCACAUACUUUUCAGAUACAGAUGAGCUCCAAUCGGCAGACUCAUCUGUAGGCCUCGCAUUGUCUACGGACGACCUGCCCACAGAGUCCCCCUCAUGUUUAUCGUCGGCCACCAUAUCUCCAGUACUCUCUCGAAAUGCCCAUCUUCCAUUAUCCCCGAUGCUUGACGUUAAAGAUGAUAAUGACCUAUCAACAAGGCCAUUACAAGAAGGGCCACUCAAGAGACUGGCAAAAAGGAGACCGGCAUCCAUGAUACAUGAUCAACAAGCGACCACAAAGUCGCAAGAUGUGGUUACUACUAGGAAGACACGUCAACCUAGGUCGUCCUCAAUAAGCUCAGCGACCUACUCUAAACCUUCACCUCCUGCGCCUGCUUUGUCGUCAGGCGUACACAUGGAAACCACUCCUUCAAUUCCGCCUUUUCCACCACUGUCACCUACGCGCAAUACAUCUCUCCCUGAUGGUGCAGCCCCUGCGAAUCAAUAUUAUUUCUCUUCUCUCAAUCGUAACCCUUCUACGGCAACAUCACAUGCUUCAACCUCCUCCGCUGCCUGUCCAUCGACGGAGGAAUCCGCCCAGUCGGCAUUGCUUACAACCCCAUCCGAUUUGCCAGGAAGGGAAUUGCUGAAUGACCAUGUCUGGUCCAGAAUGGGUGUUGAGAUGACUAAAAUACCAUUAGAAAGUGAGGAGGCUUUGUUGGGAGGCACAUCACUAGUUGAUCAACAGGUUCUUGAGGACCAAGGAAUUGUACAAGAGGAGACAAAGGCAUUAUUAGAUUCGCCAGUGUCCAAGGCAGCUUCUUCCAAGACAUCAACUCCGGACAAGUCCGGGCGAGUGCUAAGAAUCAAAACAAGCAAUUUUGAUUUUGGUUCGGUGUCUCACAGGGAAAUGGGUUCCUCAGAGACCCCCACAAGAAACGACAUGUUGAGAUCGCCUGUCGAAGGGUUCACGCCUAUCAAUAACAAUGGUUCCCCUGAAGACCAUUCUUUCUUCUCCCCCGUGCGUGACAGCACCCCAAAUCGGCAUAAUGCGUUUUUGUUGUCCCCCAGCAUUGCAUCUGAGUCUGUUUAUAGUGUAGGAGAAAUAGGUACUGCGACUCCUGCAGUAGUAUCUCAGGCUCAAGAAGUACCAUUUCCCGCACCCGAGAGGCAAAAUAUGAUUCGGCCAGAUGAAAAGCGUUGGGAUGAGACGGAGAAUAAAAAACCGCAGAAAGACCUACGGAAAUCCCCAGAGGAUGUCAAGCAUGUUCUUGACGCCGGCCGUGAGCCGAUGCGGCACUCUUCGAGAAUGGCGAGUUCUGAAAACAGCAUCAAGGCGGCUGCCCAAACACCUCGACUCCAUGAGUUUCCCUAUCGCCCUGCACCUCCACCUCCUCAUCUCUCAAAGACCGUACCUGCCCAAUCUUCUUGGACUUCAAGGCAUAUGUCGCUUUCAUCUAGCGAGAAGCGUCCUGAUCCAUCAGAACUUAAUCCUUGCCAAUCGCUAAGAAUUGCGACGUCACGAGACAUAAACCUUCCGCCCUUGCCUCCUGAACCUUUGUCACCCGCAAAAGGUCACGAAAUCCCGAUGGAACGAUCGCUCAGUUUUGGUGGGAUGUUGAGGAGAAUAAGCAUGGGCAAGAGCCCUGGGAAAAAGAAACAGAAGCAGAGGUCUAUCCAGGAGCCUAGCAAUGGUCACGAAACAGAUAAGGAUGUAACGGACCUGGGCUUGAGCGGCGUACCACACCUGAAUAGUACGGAGGGUUGCAAUUGCAAACCGGCUCUCAAAGAGAGGGAAAGUGUCUACAGGUCUUCACCUGAGAUUUUUCCUUCCAUGUGUGCGGAGAGAAACAUCGAUGGUAAUACUGGGCAAGUCUUGUCGGCAACGCCUUCGUUACCUGGGCAACGGUUACAAGAUGUUUUCAACGCAAGCGGGACUGCAGGAAGAAGUAAAUCAAUGCCUCCUCAGAAAAGGUCGCCUCCCGCCAAUUCGAUUGACCACGUCCUUGGUGGAUCCUAUACCACGUCACCUCAAGGCACUGCCCCUUCAUCCCCAGUCUCUAACGACAUUGGGCCUUCUGCUUCAGCCACCACCCGCUCCUCGACCGAUAAUACACCAAAGGACCCGUUUCCUCCCUCCGAUUCCCUGCACACUUGGCGAACCCUACUGGGGCCGUACACUCCGCCGGAGCUUCUCUCUUUACCUUCAUAUUUUCAGCCUCCUCGUCCUUACUCGCCAUCUGCCCCCUCCAGCCCACGCCAUCGCUCUCGUAACUUGGCAUUUGAUGAGUCUGAACGUCAUUCGCAUGAGGUCAGACGUCGUUAUCGCCAGAGUUUAGUGCAUAUCAAAGACGAUAAUCAAUUUGCCUAUAUGUUGGAAGAGUUUUCAAAAAUUGAGAAUGAUCCAAGGGCAAGGAUGGCUUUAGGGGGUGGAAUAUCGAUUGCGUCGUCGUCAGGACGCAAUGAAACAAAUCACAGUGCAGGAGAAGAAGAAGAAGAUUACGAUGAGCGGCUGACAAUGAGAGGUAAAUCUAAGGACGUGUUGGAGAAGAAGGCCAAACAGCAGAGUAUAGCGGCAUGGUUUGUCACAAGAGAAAUCGUUCAGGGAGAAAGCAGACAUGCAAAAUUGCUAGCCAAAGGUCUUAGGAUUGCGAAGGCGGCAGCUGCCAGCAAAUCCAAAGACAAGGAUGGCACAUCCACCCCUGCGUCACCGUUCAGCCGAACGAGUACUGGUCCUACUUCUGAGCCGCCUGAGCUUCCUCCUGCACCCUCUCGCCUUCGAAGUCACUACCGCACUGGCUCAGUACCCUCACUUCUUCGAAAACACCGCAGCUCCCUGGGGGAGCAUCAGUCCCAAGCUCCAUUGGGACCUAUGAGUUCUAUGGCUUCAUCUCCUACUGCACCUCAGCAUGUAGAUCCAGCCCUCAUCCUCCCGGCUACGAAAUCGCAGUUACCGGCCCGUAUACCGACAUCCAUGGCUCUGGCGACAUUGUUAUCACGCCUUCCGAGUCUCCUCGAUCUCUCCCUCAACCUUUCUUCCGCGUUCCUUCAUGAUGUCUCACCUUAUGGCGUGGCGCAGGCCUUCCUGGAAAUGGAAGAGACAUUGAUUAGAGAAGUGGGACAAUGGGCGGGGGAAGUGGGCAAUGUUGUCGUCAGUGGAGUCACCGAAAGCUUGAACAAGGUCAUGGAAGAUGAGAGAAAGAAGCGGGGGAAGGGACUAAUUGAUGAGGAAGACGACCAGAGCGACGAAAGACUGGCGUACUUGGACAUUAUUUUGAUGCCGGUUCAGCGCGCAUCGAGGUACAAGCUCCUUUUCCAAGAAUUGUCUACGAAAAUCCCUCCGGCAUCCACUACCCAUCACAAAAUUUUAGCAGCCAUCGAAGCCUCACGUCGACUCGCCGCUAAGUGUGAUGAGUGCCAAGUCAUGGACCUGGAGCUGCUUCGAAGGCAUGUGAAGAAGAGCAAGAAGUUGAGGCCUGUAUCCGUGGGGCCGGGUCAUAAGUAAGCACUGUAAUUAUAAAAAAUAGACGGACGACUGUUUGGACUUUCUGAAUGUCAUUAUACUUGUUGCCUGUAUUUUAUGUGUGUAAGGUAGAUGCUUGUAGUAAAUAACUCUAUAAUAAUAACAUUCAUAGCAUUCAGCAUUGUGGACUGUCAACUAUCGCGAUAAUUGUAUGCAUUCA